CAAACAGCCGACAAACGAACAUCGUUCGCUCGCGCACUGAGUUGCUUUCUGCGGUUGGAAGUGUACACGGAUCGGUAGUGGGAUAGGAUAUGUGCAUUCAAAGUGAACCAAUAAUUGGAACUCGUUAUAUUUGUUAUUAACUAUCGUAAAUACACAAUAAUAUUUGCGAACGACAAACUGGGAAUUUUAACUGACGCGGUAGUUCUCCAAAAGAAAAAUUUGCGUGUGGUUCAAAAAGUUUGUUCGUGUUUGUGUACCCUGCAAUUGACAUGUGAUGAUGUGUAUGUACAAAAAUGCACGUAUGUUUACAUCUAUGCCAAGAUCAUAAUUCAAGAAUAAGUGCAAGAAUUAUUUGAAAUAUUCAAAAUCCACUUGUAUUCUUGGAAUAUAUAAACAACACCAGCCAGGAACAGCAGGAAAGGAAGUAAAUAACGGCACCCUUUGCGCAAUUUGCGUGUUCGAUUGUUGUGUUGGAAGAAGAGCAGAAAGAACAGCCGUAAAAAUAGGGGGACGAUAAGUGCGACCCUCGCGCAUAAUUUGGUUUUAUGUGUCGACAAAAAAAAAGUGGUUCUUCCUCCGGUGGCGGCCGCUGUGUGAGUGAGUAGCAGGGCUUGCGUGAAAUAAUAUGAGAGAGAAAGGUAAAUAAAAAGCGCCCCGUAAUAGUAGCUAGGAGAGCUCGAGGACGAACGUGCACGGAGCAUAGAAGAAUGAAAACAAAACAUCUGCCGUGGAAGCAAUAAUUAAACAUUGAACACAUCCAUCUGUUCCUCUCUACAGAGACGUGUAGUGAUGUUCUGUUUUAUUUUCAUUGCGCCAUGCCCUAGAGACAGCUGUUAGUGUUAAAUUAUUCUAUCAUUCGAUUCGCUCAGUGAAGAUUCGAAAGAGCGAAAAAGUGAAGAUCUGGUCAUCCCUAAUCCGGCAUGCGUGUGUUACUUUUCUCCAUCAGGACGAGAGCGAGAGCUGGAAGAUGGGAAGUGCGGCGGCAUGAAUGAUGAUUGCCGCUGAAACGCUGGCGCACCCCUAGAGUGUUUAGGACGUGGAUAAGUGAGUGAAAGAGCGAAAGCGGAGAUGUUGAAUCCCGCAUAGGUUUCGUGUUGUACAAUAUUUUCCAAAGACUGUCGAACUGUGAGUUUGAACUCAAGAAAGGACCCGGGCAUAAAGUGCGUAGUUGAAUAAAUUAAGAAGCGUAACCAUACGGUGUGGAGAAGAACUUAGAAUAGAUCCUGAGACAGCUGAAAGUUUAUUCAACUUCAGGGUCUGAACGAAUAGAAGGGGCGGAAGGAUACAUUUUCCGUCCACGAUGGAUACAUCGGACGAUGAUCUUUCGGAGCACUCGCAGGGUGAUAAAUCGAACAAAACUCGCUGGACGAAACAUGAGGACGCCGCGCUCAAAUCACUGGUUGAGCAAUACGGUGAACGAUGGGACGCAAUCGCCAAAUUUCUGAAGGACCGCACCGAUAUACAGUGUCAGCAGCGGUGGACCAAAGUUGUCAAUCCGGAUCUCAUCAAAGGACCCUGGACAAAAGAGGAGGACGACAAAGUGGUCGAGCUGGUUACCAAAUAUGGCCCCAAGAAGUGGACUCUUAUCGCGCGUCAUCUGCGCGGUCGCAUCGGCAAACAGUGUCGCGAGCGGUGGCACAACCAUCUGAACCCUAACAUAAAGAAGACCGCCUGGACCGAGGAGGAAGACAACAUUAUCUACCAGGCUCACUUGCAAUGGGGAAAUCAGUGGGCGAAAAUUGCCAAGCUGUUACCCGGCCGCACGGACAAUGCCAUCAAGAACCAUUGGAACUCGACGAUGCGGCGAAAGUAUGAGGGUCCUGAGGCAACACGACGCAAACCAAAAACAACACACAAUCACCAGAAUCCACUGGGGUCGAGCCAAAGCGGUCAGUCUGGAACGCAACCGUCCCAGGCAGGGCAGAACAGCUUACGGAACAUUAUUUGCAAUAACCGAAAAAAGCCUUCGGUGGAGAGUAUGAACGAGGACUCGCUCGAUAAGGAUGCUGGGCCGAUUGCUGUUUCGACAGAGCGGGGGGAUUUCCUGAUUACGCCUAUGCCAAAUGCCACAAGUGAAAAGCAAUUCGUAAUAGCUCCCUUGUAUGCCAGUGGGAAAACAACAUUUGUCAAUGCCAAAGGGGUUGUUAACAACAACAAUGUACUCGGCAGUGGUACCAAUAAUAAUAAUAACAACAACGACAACAGUGACAAUCUCCAGCCAUACACCCCCACUAGCGUAGACUUUAGUGAUCUGCUCAGUGGGAAUGACGAUGAAGGGAAGGAUCGGAAGUUCAAAAUUAAUACCCCAAGUAUUUUAAGAAGGAAACGAAAGUUCAAAGAUGAGAAUGAUAUGAAUGAUUUGCAGCAGCAGCUUCUGUUCGCCCGACAGCAGCAACGACAGCAACAGCUUCUUCAGGUGACUUCUGGAACGAGUCACACACUUCCCGACACUACGAGGUCAUCUCAGCAUUCAUCUCAGUCACAAAUGCACCAUCACCAGCACGAAUACAGCGAGAGGCACCUGCUAUCACCGACUGUUACACCCAUAAAACCCCUGCCAUUUUCACCCAGCCAAUUUUUGAACUCUCCAAGCUUGAAUGUUUCGUUUGAUCAGCUUCCAGCCAGCACGCCAGUUAAAAAAUCUUUUUUUAAAACCAACGAUACUAGUCUCCUCACAACUCCGAUCCCGCUGAAGGAUGCCCAGAGCAUGAAGAAAGAACCCAUCGACGAUGAUGGUAGGGGUCCUAUCAAAACCCCAUUGAAGGAUACGAAAUCGAUGGAACCACGAACACCUACGCCAUUUAAGAAUGCGAUGGCAGAGUUAGGGAAAAGACGGUCGGAAGUAUAUAUACCACCAAGUCCGGCACGGCUCGGAGAGGAUAUUGCGGAAAUGAUGAGCAACGAACAGGCGAAAGAAAAUUCUCGUACUAACGGCAGUGCGGACAAGACCGUCACUAACGCAAGUAACCUCCAGCAGCGAUUCGGAAUAAAGGAGAAUUCUAUUCCAAUUGCACAGUCACCGCGCGCGAAGAAGGCUGCCUUUACCCAGAAUUGGGAGAAUUCCGAUAUGAGCUUCUUCGCUGAGACGCCGAGCAAAUCGCUAAUCUCGGAUUCUGGAGUUAUUUUUUCCCCUCCAAGCAUACUUCGUGAGACACUCAGUGACUCGGAUCUACUGCUGGACGGCGGUGGUAUAUUGGAGCCAGCAAACUCGCAAAGCGCUCCCGCCGAGCAAACGGAACCGCCGCAGAUACUAGACCCCAAGUGGGAAAAAUACGCCUGCGGAAAAACGCGAGAUCAGCUCUACAUGACCCAGCAGGCCCACAAUUGUCUCAAGAAAACGUCUCUGCAGCCCCGCUCCUUGAACUUCUAUAAAUAGCAUGUGCGUGUUUUUUUUUUCUCUUCUAACUUUACGUGUACAUUUUUGUGUGUUUCAUGAGUGUCCUCUAGUUUCACUUAUCCAGGGAAAAUUGUCAUAUUUUAUAGGAACAGGCAUUUCGUUAGAUUCAAGAAGUCUAAUUGUGUGCGCACGUGUUCAUUACAAAUCACAUGUAUUCUGCGUUUAAUCGUGACUAAAUUUCUUUCGACAGAGGUGUAUUGAGAGGUUUGCUUAUUCGCAAUACAAUAAUGCUCGGAUGACAUAAGUUCGAAAGUACCAAUACUUUUUACAAAACAAAUUAGAACGAGGGCAUGGUUGCUCUGCAUCGAACAAAAUAAGAGUAAAACGUCAUAUCUGUACUGUACAUGAGUCUUUUUUUCUACGUUGUAAGGAAACUAACAGUCAGCAAAUAAUUUCGCACCUAGGUUAGUUAUGUACUAAUAUGCAAACGCACCAUUUUCCUUAAUUACCAAUAAAUUAUAAAUAGUGUUAAAUGGUAAGGACAUUUUGAGUAUGGAACUAUAAUUUAAGCAUCCAGGUCUUCAGGAAAGAACUUAUUGCAUAAGUUAAGAGUCAACAAGAUUUUUGUUUUAUUGGUUUAUAGAACGAUUGGUAACAAUUCGAUAGGUUAGAGAACAGAAAAAAACUAUAUUUAUUUUAUACCAGACUUUGGCAGUUUUUAUUGCAUUCUUUUUCGAACUUGUUUUUGUGUAUAAAGCCUAUUAUAAAUCAUCAAGCUAUUUAUAGAAAGAUUUAUGUUCAAUAAAUUAUCACUGUUUACUAUUGAA
Molecule: messenger RNA, 4164 nt
Organism: Toxorhynchites rutilus septentrionalis
Lineage: Eukaryota; Metazoa; Arthropoda; Insecta; Diptera; Culicidae
Gene: Myb
Product: myb protein
Exons: 8
Coding region: 1301-3376 (691 amino acids)
Biological process (GO): regulation of DNA-templated transcription
Cellular component (GO): nucleus
Molecular function (GO): DNA-binding transcription factor activity, RNA polymerase II-specific; RNA polymerase II cis-regulatory region sequence-specific DNA binding
Source: RefSeq, a predicted model, not a curated record